Messenger RNA from Pseudopodoces humilis (Tibetan ground-tit), 1143 nucleotides. RefSeq names its product transmembrane protein 72 (gene TMEM72). Lineage: Eukaryota; Metazoa; Chordata; Aves; Passeriformes; Paridae. The record is from RefSeq and is a predicted model, not a curated record.
AUGCUCCCAGAGCUGCACCCUGCCUUACCAAUCAUUAAUCACCCCAGGAGAAGGAGCAAGCGGCAAGCAGGAAAAGGCCGGGUGUCCACAGCCCCCACGGGAGCAGCAGGAGCAGCGCUGACCGGUUCCCUGGGGUGGGCUCAUUCUCUGACCACCCUCCCCUGGGAGGCCCUGUGGAGGUGGCCAGUCCCACACUGCCCUUUCCUUCAGGAAGGUCACUCAGUCCAGGGAACAAGAGGCUCUGCCUGUCUGGGAGCCGCUGGGCUACGUGUGAGGUGAGGGUUUUGAAGAGGAGUUUCUGUCUGGCUGUACCGCAGUCUUCAUCUCUUCGCCAUGCAGCACAAGGCAUUUUGGAGCGCCCUGGAGUAUACCUGCCGAUUGCUGGGCAUCUCCACUGCAGCAGUGCUGAUCGGUGUGGGUGUAGAAACUCUGCAGCAAGGACAGUUCAAAAGCCUGGCUUUCUACCUGCUUUUUUCAGGGGUUGCAGUUACUGUCUGUGAAGGCUUCUUCUUUAUCAGUUUGUUCCUGGAGAUGUGCUUCACUCACAAGCCUGAAUCCCUGGCACAGGCCUGCUGGAAGCGAGCUAGAUGCCCAGGGAGCUUCCAGAAAUUCCUGGGGUACACACUGCUCUCAGUGGCUUGCUUCCUGCAUCCCGUCCUCGUCUGGCAUGUCACCAUCCCUGGGUCCAUGCUGGUGCUCACUGCCCUGGCCUACUUCCUGCUGAGCAAGAGGAGGAAGAACCCAGGGCACAAAGAGACACAUCCCCAGGGAGGCCAGUAUGUGGACCCUUCAGCAACUGAGGCAGCCCCAACCAUCAUUGGUGACACUGAGCAGACCUACACCUUCCACGGAGCCCAGAGGGAGCAGCACCGCUCUCUUCUGGGCCAUAUGAAGAGCAUCCUGAAGGGCAGCAAGGACAGGAGCUCAGCCCCAGAAACUCCUGUCCAGCCAGCGGCCGUGCCAGUCCCUCGCAAGCAAGUGCACUUUCAGGAGAAGGUGGUGCAGAUCAUCCCCUCUGUCAGCGAGAGCUUGGAGGAUGUGGAGAGUGAGGCUGAGGAGACCACAUCGGACACAACACCCAUCCUCACCCCACCUGAUGCCCCCAUCAUCAUCGCCCCUCUCAGCUCUGCUGGCCUCUUUUGA